Messenger RNA from Micropterus salmoides (largemouth bass), 5691 nucleotides. It is a transcript of the gene eps15, whose product is annotated as epidermal growth factor receptor pathway substrate 15. Gene Ontology annotation, molecular function: calcium ion binding; cadherin binding. Gene Ontology annotation, biological process: endosomal transport; endocytosis. The transcript has 25 exons. Lineage: Eukaryota; Metazoa; Chordata; Actinopteri; Centrarchiformes; Centrarchidae. Bases 86 to 3424 code for a protein of 1112 amino acids. The record is from RefSeq and is a predicted model, not a curated record. Gene Ontology annotation, cellular component: clathrin coat of coated pit; plasma membrane; cytoplasm.
GUGGAGAUCCAGUGCCAGGUUUUUCAGUGGCCUCUGUCUGUGUCUGGCAGUAGCGCAGCAUGAAGCAGUGGGAAACAGAAACACCAUGGCUGCCACUCUGUCUCUUACUCAGCAGCUCUCCAGUGGAAAUCCCAUCUAUGACAAAUACUAUCGACAGGUUGAUCCGACUGGCAGUGGGCGGGUAGCAGCGGCUGAUGCAGCUUUGUUCCUGAAAAGGUCGGGUUUGGCUGACUUGGUCCUGGGGAAGAUCUGGGAUUUGGCAGACUCUGAAAGAAAAGGUUCUCUUAACAAGCAGCAAUUCUUCAUAGCUUUGCGGUUGGUGGCCUGUGCUCAAAAUGGCCUAGAGGUGGCGCUCAAGAGCCUUAAUGUGGCUGUUCCUCCUCCCAAAUUUCAUGAGUCAAGCAGCCCGCUGUUAGCAGGAGGUGUGGCUAUUGACAUUCCCUGGGUCGUCAAGCCUGAAGAGAAGAUGAAGUUUGACUCCAUCUUUGACAGUCUGGGUCCAGUAGGAGGGAUUCUAACAGGAGACAAGGUUAAGCCUGUCCUGCUUAACUCAAAACUGCCAGUGGACAUCCUGGGCAGGGUGUGGGAGCUCAGUGACCUCGACAGAGAUGGCAUGUUGGACAGAGAUGAAUUUUCUGUGGCCAUGUAUCUGGUGUACAGAGCUCUGGAGGGGGAGCCUGUUCCCAUGUCCCUACCACCUCCCCUGGUUCCACCCUCCAAGAGGAAAAAACCCUCAGUGCCUCCCGUGAUGCCCCUGUUACCCUCGCCCCCCUCAGUCAAAGACAGUCGCUCCUCCCAUGCUGGCUCUAAGACCAUGCCCCACCCCCCUAAACCCGCCCCAGCUCCUGUCCCAACACCAGCAGCUGUCCCUUGGGUGGUGUCACCAGCAGACAAGGCAAAGUAUGACGAGCUAUUCAACAAGACCGACAGUGACAUGGACGGCCUCGUGUCUGGCCCUGAAGUCAGAGAUAUCUUCCUUAAGACUGGGCUGCCCUCUGGCACACUUGCACGUAUCUGGGAGCUCUGUGACAUAGGAGACAUUGGGAAACUGACCCGAGAGCAGUUUGCCCUGGCGCUUCAUCUGAUCAAUCAGAAGUUGAGUAAAGGCCUGGACCCUCCACAGAGUCUCUUGCCAGAGAUGAUCCCUCCGGCUGACAGACAAAACAUCAAACAGAACAACGCGGUUAACCUAGCAGCUGACUUCUCUGCCAUCAAGGAGCUGGACUCUCUCAGUAAUGAGAUUGUCGAACUACAGAGGGAGAAAAGCUCUGUUGAAGAGGAGAUCAGGGAGAAGGAGGAGGCCAUCAGACAGCGCACGAACGAAGUGCAGGACUUACAGGAUGAGGUGGCGAGGGAGAGCGAGGAGCUGCAGCGGCUCCAGGCUCAGCGUCAGAAGGUCCAGGAAGCCUUGGAGGAGCUAGACCAACAGAAAGGCUCCCUGGAAGAGCAGCUGACUCACAUUCGCCAGCAGACCAGUCAAGAGACCACACUGAUUUCAUCGCUGCAGUCAGAGCAUGAGGAGCAGGAACACAGGAUAUGUCAGUUUGAGGAGGAGUUGGUCCAGGCCCGAGAGGAGCUCCUCGCUCUGCAGGAGGAGAGCAGGAGGCUGCAGGAAAAGGUCCAGGCCGCUCAGGAGCAGCUCACACCUCUGCAAAAGUCUGUCCGUGACUCCUUUACACAAGUUGCACAGGUUCAGCAGAAGCUGAACGACCUUCAAGUGGAGGAGAGGUCUGUAACUGCCCAGCUUAGCUGGAAGAGGGCCCUGGAGGAUAGUUCUCCUGUCAUGGUAAAUGGAUCAGCAGGCCCCACUGCAGAGCUGCACCAAGGGGACCCCUUCCAGUUGGACCUCUUCCAGGAGGACCAGCCCAAAGAGCUGAAAGAGGAAGAACCUAUUUCUGUUUGCAAUCAGCAGAAAGAACAUUCAGAUCAAAAAGAGAAAGAAGGGGUCAAUGAGACACAAGAGGAAGAAGAGAAGGAAGAAGAGAGUCCAAAUACUCCAGAGGAGGAAAAGCUUAAACCUGAUCCCUUGGAUGAUCUCUAUACAAGUCUAGCCUCCUCUGAUAUCUAUAAUAGUGUGUCGACUCUGGCCAAGCCCUUAGAGAACACUGUUACGGAACACAGUAGCCCCACACCCGACGUCUCCUCGGAGGUCAUAGAUGAUGCAGAGGAAUCCCCUAAAGAGAGUCCACCAAAGGUUGCAUCGCCAGAGCCAGAGAGCAAACAAGAGCCAGCAGAGUCCCCAGAAACCACCACCUCCUCUUUACCACCUCAAGUCGGCCCUUGCUCUAUGCCGCCUCAGACCAGCCCUCCCUCCUUGCCUGAGAUUGACUUCUUCCAUUCAGACCCUUUUACUGACCACGAUCCAUUCAUUGAUGAUCCGUUUGGAAAAGCAGAUGUUGCAGAUCCAUUUGGAGGAGAUCCGUUUAAAGGGUCAGACCCCUUUGCUGCAGACUCUUUCUUCACACAGAACUCCAGCGCCCCCUUUUCCUCAGACGACCCUUUCUCUGCCUCAGCUGACCCGUUUGGUACCACUGCUGGAAUGCCAGAACCAGACCUGUUUGCAGCCAAGCUGAAUGACACAGCAGCUGCACCAGCAGCAAGUCCAGAUCCCUUCAUGUCCAAGCCUACCAAUCCAGCAUUAGCAGCCAAGGAUCCAUUCAGAUCCACAGGGAACAAUAUGGCUGAUUCUGACCCAUUUGGAGGCACGAUGAACGCCACUGGGGAGGCAGAUCCAUUUGGUUCUCAGGGCGGAGGGGCAGAUCCCUUCAGCUGCUCUCCCCCCAGCUCUGAUCUGGCUGUGAAGGACACUGCAGCAACAAAUGACCCCUUUGCUCCAGGUGGUACUACAGUGAGCGCCAGCACAGAUCCAGAUCCAUUUGCUGCUGUGUUUGGUAAUGAAUCAUUUGGAGGGGGCUUUGCAGAUUUCAGUGCCCUGACAAAGUCAAACGGUGCUGACCAGUUUGGCGUCAACAACAAGAACCUGUUCCAGGAAGACAGCCAGCCUGCCGCCCCUGACGUGCCCCCAGCCCUGCCCCCAAAAACGGGUACGCCAACCAGACCACCUCCUCCACCUCCAGGCAAGAGGUCGUCUAUCUCCAGAGUAGAGUCCUCUGACUCCUUCCAACGACGAGGGCCCUUCCUUCCACAGCCUUCUGGAGACUUCACCUCCUCAGCCUCCUCCUCUUCCUUGCCUGCUAAGGAUCCUUUAGCCGACCCCUUCGCCCCCUCCUCCCCUCCUCGUCACAACGUAAGGGAAGCUGACCGAUUUGCCAGCUUUGAUAAAUAUCCAACAGAGGAAGACAUGAUAGAGUGGGCAAAGCGCGAGAGCGAGCGAGAGGAAAAGGAGCGACUUGCCAGGCUCACCCAGCAGGAACAAGAGGACCUGGAGCUGGCCAUCGCGCUCAGCAAGUCUGAACUCUCUUGAGAAGCUCGUUCCCCGGCUCGGCUCGGCACGGCACGGCACAGCACAGCCUGGCCCAGCCCAGAAAGCACCAAAGCAACGUGGGGACUGUAUAGGACUGAUUCACCCCAUGAAGAGACUUUCUUAGAAUAAACCCAUCUGAGUCUUUCAUCGCCCUUCUCCUCAGGCUGCGUUCACUGUUCACUGGCAUUGCAGUAUUUUUCCAUUCUGUUUGUCUCUGGUUUUGUUUGGAGGAGAGGACCAUGAUGGAGUGUACGCUCCACAGAAUGGAUAGUUGAGUCAAAUGCAGUGAAUAUGGUCUUCAUGAUUGUCAAUUAACAUUAACUGUCCAGAAUGUAAUUUAUUUAAACAUACACUCAGAAUAGAUUGAAAUAGCUAUGUCAAAGUCCUGUCUUUAUCCACUAACAAUACUCACUACACUUUAUUCAAUUUCUUUAAUUAAUAAUAGACUUGUUACUUUUGUAGAGCCCCAAAAUCCCCCAACUUCCUUCCAGCUCUUGAUUAAUUCUCUGAAUCUAAGUGGAGAAAUGUGUGUAGUUUCAAGACAACAAGCUGUCAAUGGAGUGACCAUGUACUUUUUCAGUCCUGUAUGAUGGCGGGCGGCCUAUGAGAUUUUUCUUCUUUCUUUUUCUUCAGGACAGGGUGACAGAACAUUUCUACACGUUUAACUGGAAGUUACCAGUCCUUAAAAUGCAUGUGCAGAUUUAUACUACAACUGAACAAAUCCAUCACAGUUCAGCUUCUAGAUACUUUAAGUUCUUUAAAAUGUCAGCAUCUGUUGUGCCUGUGUUAUAACGUUUGUUAUGAAAGUUUGAUACUGAAAAGGAAUGAAACUACAUCUAUUACAUGUAAUAAUUACAUAUUGAUUAGCAUUCAAUUUCAGGGCACACUACAAGGGAUGUACACAAAAGAACCCUCCUCUAAAAAAAAAUCUGAAAUGGCAUUAAUGCUUGCCGCUCUAAAAAUAUUAUUUUGUCACCCACAUACUUAUUAUCUUUGAAUUAGUAUGAAAUGUUCAAUUCUGUGAAAUUAAUUAUUAAUAAAUAGACAUUAAUUUCCCCCGAGAUUAAUGAAUGUUAUUUUUUGCUGACAUGUGGCUGCAAAACAUAGAAACUGGGAAACUGAGUGUUGAAAACUUUACCUGCUCUGUUUACUCAUACAUUAAAUGAAUAAUGUUAAUAGUGUUGUUAACCUGGAUUUUUCCACAUAGAGAACCACCCCACUCCUACUGGGAGUCCAGAGGUCAGUGUCACUGAAUGACACGUCAGCAGCAUUGGUGCUGGUUGGGUAAUUUCUAAUUUUAAUGAGAGAAGUGUAUUUAGAAAAUUCAAAUCUUAUAGCAUGUCCCAUUUCAAAGUGUGUCGCUGUUGGUGCUUCUUUUCUUAACUUUUUAUUUUUCCAGGAGAUGCUUCCUUACUAACCGGAUUUCAAAGUCUUAACACAAAGUCAGUAAAAGUUGUGUCUGUGUUUCUCUGCGUUUCUUUGGAGCAGGUUGUCUUCUGUCCGUCCACUUCAGGCUCUGUGGGGAUUUAACUUGCAAAACACCUGCUGUGUAUUGUGAGGAUAAACGCUCCAACAGCACUGCACCCUCAUUCCUGUUAACGCCCAUACAGCAGUUGGUUUGGACAGUGAUUCUUCUUGCUGGGUAACUUUGUGUUUCUCCCAGAAAAUUAACUAAUUUACUUAACACUGAGUGCAAAACUAUGAUAACUGGUUUCUGAAGAAGCGAAGGCUUGGUUGAAGAGCAGAAGGCUUUUGUUUUCAUUGUCUUUUGUUCAAUUCUGACCAAACAAUGUCCAACAUUUUGGACACCUCUUCCUGUUCUUUUUUCCGGCCUUGUUGAGAGUAAGCAUCGUCAUAGUUUCCUCUUCUCAUGUUUAACCAGUUUACUGCCAGUGUUUGAUUCUGCACUUCCUUCUUGGUGCGUCUCUCAUAUUGCAGUACAGGUUUAUUCUAAAUACAAUACACUAUCUACAAUAGAGAACAGGAGUCGUCUGUCUGUUCUCCGCCUUCACUGAGUCACUUGUCAUGCUUCAGUUUAUGGUUUCACAUUUAAAGGCCACCAGACACGUUGCUGUCAUUUGUACAGACAAAUUUUACAAAUCAAGAACCACUUGUGUUUCUAGGCUUACCCAUAAAGGCUUUUUAAAACUCAAGCUAAUUCUAUUUUAUUUGGUAUUUUCUAACAUGUAAGAAAAUCUCCCUAUUGGGAGGUUUGGCCAGAAUAUGUAAUGCAUUUAAAUGAUACAGAAUAAAUAUUGUAACAUGUA